Dendroctonus ponderosae (mountain pine beetle) is the source of this 1800-nucleotide messenger RNA. RefSeq names its product peroxisomal membrane protein PEX14. The transcript has 6 exons. Bases 180 to 983 code for a protein of 267 amino acids. Gene Ontology annotation, biological process: protein import into peroxisome matrix, docking. NCBI's taxonomy places the organism in Eukaryota, Metazoa, Arthropoda, Insecta, Coleoptera, Curculionidae. Gene Ontology annotation, molecular function: signaling receptor binding. Gene Ontology annotation, cellular component: peroxisomal importomer complex; peroxisomal membrane. The record is from RefSeq and is a predicted model, not a curated record.
CAUGUUGAGGACUGGGUAUGAAAUUGAAAACUUGUUUUGUCAUUUUAAAUAGCAAACAGUUCAGUUCAUGUUUUAUAUUUAAAAUCCUUUAGUUGAACUUUGUAUGUACCACAUGAACGAACUUUAUCAUUGACCGUAAAGUCUGAGUGCCAAAAGUUUGUAUUCAUCCAGAAAAAAUAAUGGAGGACGAAAGUACCCCUGUUGUAUCUGUUCGAGAAGACUUGGUGGCGAAGGCCGUCAAAUUUCUAGAAAACCCGAAAGUAAUUCAGAGCCCACUAGUUCAAAAGCAGCGCUUCUUGCAAAAUCGAGGGUUAACAGAAGAAGAGAUAAGAGUGGCUUGUGAGAGAUCAGGAGCCUACGAUCAUCAUGAGCGAGUGUUAACACCUAGUCCUCCAGGGCCCCAUCCUCCAAAUAUGAUCUCUUCCUAUAGAAAUUACGGGCCACUACAAACUAGUUGGUUCAGUAGACUGAGGGAUAUUGUCCAUAGUAUUGCAAUCUUUAGUGUUGUAGUCUAUGCUAUUAAGAAGUUCUACGAUAUGUAUGUAUCCCCAUUUCUCUUCGGAAAAAAGAGGAAAAGUAUUGAAGACAAAUUAGAUGAUUUAGAACAAAAUGUGGGAGGAUCUAUGCGAGACUUGCAAUCCAGCAUAGUAGACGUUAAAACGGAAGUAGACAGAAUAUAUUUCACUUCAGAGAAGGAAUUACUGUCUGAACUAAAAGAUUUAAAGUCUGAGGUGGGCACACUUAAAGGUCUCUUAUUAACUAGAAAACAAUUUCCAUCAGUGUCCGCUCCUGUAGUACCCCCAUCAAUUCCUGCCUGGCAAAUGUCGAGCGUUCAUCCGGAAAAUGAAGCCGAAUGUGACAACGAAGAUAGCAAAGAAGAAAUGCUUGAAGUUGGUUCAGGUUCAGGGUGUUCAGAACCCGAACAUGGAAUGAAAACUAGCGAGUCCAGUUUAGAAAUAAUUAACCACGAAGACGUUGUCUAGCCCAUAUACUCAUAGAUCAAAAAUUAGUAUAAAAUAUUCGGCUAAAGAUUGUGACGCCGAAUCAUAUCAGAGUAAAAAAAGCAACCGAGAAGGGAACAUUACUGAUUAGGUGAAGUUUGUCAGGUAAAAAAAUCGGUUUCAGACGAAUUUUUGCGGCUUCAUGUAGAUACGCCUUCUGUCUUAAUAGGCCAAUUAUUAUCUGUUUUUGCACAUGAUAAUUUCUAUAGUGUGAUUCUGGAAAGGAUCAUCUUAUGGCAUUUUAAAGACCGCUGGAAAACAUUUUGUUUUUUAAAUACCGUGCUGCUAUUUUUCACAAUUUUUUUCUUCAAACCAAAGUUUUACAAAACUGAUUUUAAGCUUUGCGAUCGUUCAUUCUGCUUAGUUCAAUUGUCUAUAUUCUUUGCUGAUCAUCUCAUUGAAUAGGGUUAAAAUAUUUUUUCAGUUUUGUUAAUAUUUAUUAGGAAUUACAUAUGUUUUAAAACUACGGUAGGUACUGAAUUUUGGGCGUUUUUCUGUACUGCUUUGAUUUAAAAGCAAGUACUCAUAAGUUGAAAACUCAAUUCAGCUCCUGUUGUUAGAUAAUAUCACGUACCGAAUUGCUUAGGUGUUAAACUCACCGAAUUAAUAGCUUGCUUACAGUUUUUACGAUCACUGGGUUUCUUCUUUCUUGACAUUUUCAGUUUAAUGGAAAUGACUCUCGUGUAUAUUACACGGACUAUUUUUUGUGUAAAUAAUGAUAUAGGGUUGUAUAUAUUGUUAUUGAUUAUUUUGUUGUACAAAUAAAACGUAUGGCAAUAAAGAUGAAUUUUCCAUUUUA